Messenger RNA from Oncorhynchus masou masou (cherry salmon), 2992 nucleotides. RefSeq names its product colony stimulating factor 3 (granulocyte) a (gene csf3a). Gene Ontology annotation, cellular component: extracellular region. Gene Ontology annotation, molecular function: cytokine activity. The record is from RefSeq and is a predicted model, not a curated record. Lineage: Eukaryota; Metazoa; Chordata; Actinopteri; Salmoniformes; Salmonidae. Gene Ontology annotation, biological process: immune response; positive regulation of myeloid cell differentiation. The transcript is spliced from 5 exons. Bases 78 to 725 code for a protein of 215 amino acids.
UGGUAUCUCACAACUUGCGUUCACUGGUUGGUCAAUUGUAUCAGCAAAUUCCUUGAAGUGCCAUCAACCCAAAGGCAAUGAACAUUCUGAUAGUUUUCGCCAUUAUCUGCAACAUGGCCAGCUACGGUCAAAGCGCACCGAUCUUGGAGUAUUCUGGCGAGGCGGGUCAACUAGUCGACGAUCCAGAAUUCAACCUGUCCGUAGAAAACAGCAAGAGUUUGAUCAAAAAGGUGUUGGAUGCUAUUCCAGAGACACACACAUCGUGCAUUCAUUCUGAGACCCUGAUUCUUAACUCGAGCAGUGAGAACAGGAAACUACAAUACCUGGCGAUCAACCUUGGCAUUCCCUCUGCUCCCACACUCAAAGCCUUGACAGAUAACUUUACUUUGGAGACCUGUCUGAGACGUAUGUCAGAGGGACUACAGGUGCACCAGGACCUGCUAAGAGCUGUCGUACAACGCCUGGCCAACACAGAGAGAAUCACUGCACUGCUGACUGAUAUCAGAGAUCUCCGCGUCCAGAUCAACAGGAUGCUGAAAGCGGUCCAAGUGGAGGAGAGCCCGGUGGCGGUGCAGCCCACAGCCACAAGCCUGGCCUCUCGUCUCACUGGGGACUAUGAGGUUCAGGUAGCCACACAUCUGACUCUGGUGCAGCUCCAAAGCUUUGGCCAGGACAUAGUCCGCAGUCUAAGGAACAUAGCCCAAGCAAAUGGGCUGAGCGAUUGACCCAAAACUGACUUGAAAUUGCCAUGUUUUUAUGGUGAUCUAUUUUAUUUAUUUAUUUAUGAUCUAUUUAUUAUUUAGUCUAUUUAUGAUUAGAUAUGUAUUUAUAAAAUGCUUAAAAUAUCAUUUAAAUGCUUUACAGUGCAUUUGGAAAGUACAGUGCAUUUGGAAAGUAUUCAGACCCCUUGACUUUUUCCAGAUUUUGUUACAGUACAGCCUUAUUCUAAAAUUGACUAAAUUGCCCCCCCCCUUCAAAUCUACACAUAUAAUACUCCAUAAUGACAGAGCAUAAACAGUUUUUUAGAAUUUUUAGCAAAUGUAUAUUUUGGGGCACCAGGUAGCCUAGUGGUUAGAGCAUUGGGCCAGUAACCGAAAGGUUGCUAGAUCGAAUCCCAGAGCUAUAAAAGGUAAAAAUAUGUAGUUUUGCCACUAAACAAGGCACUGUUACUAGGCCAUCAUUGUAAAUUAGAAUUUGUUCUUAAAUUUAUUUAAUAUAUAUUACAUUUACAUAAGUAUUCACACCCUUUGCUCAGUAUGUUGUUGAAUCACUGUUGGCAGUGGUUACAGCCUAGAGUCUUCUUGGGUACAAGCUUGGCACACCUGUACUCCCAAUCUUCUCUGCAGAUCCUCUCAAGCUCUGUCAGGUUGAAUGGGGAGCGUCACUGCACAGCUAUUUUCAGGGCUCCAGAGAUGUUCGAUCAUGUUCAAAUCCGGGCUCUGGCUGGGCCACUCAAGGACAUUCAGAGACUUGUCCCGAAGCCACUCCUGUGUUGUCUUGGCUGUGUGCUUAGGGUUGUUGUCCUGUUGGAAGGUGAACCUUCUCCCCAGUCUGAGUUCCCGAGUGCUCUGGAGCAGGUUUUUAAAAAUCAAGGACCUCUCUGUAAUUUGCUCUGUUCAUCUUUUCCGUGAUCCUGACUAGUCUCCCGGUCCCUGCCGCUGAAAAACAUCCCCACAGCAUGAUGCUGCCACCACCAUGCUUCACCGUAGGGAUAGUGCCAGGUUUCCUCCAGACGCGACACUUGGCAUUCAGGCCAAAGAGUUCAAUCUUGGUUUCAUUAGACCAGAGAAUCUUGUUUCUCAGUCAGAACCUUUAUGUGCCUUUUGUCAAACUACACAUGGGCCUUUUACUGAGGAGUGGCUUCCGCCUGGCCACUCUACCAUAAAGGCCUGAUUGGUGGAGUGCUGCAGAGAUGGUUGUCCUUCUGGAAGGUUCUCCCAUCUGCAUAGAGAAACUCUAGAGCUCUGUCAGAGUGACCAUCGGGUUCUUGGUCACCUCCCUGACCAAGGCCCUUCACCCCCGUUUGCUCAGUUUGGCCAGGCGGCCAAGUCUAGGAAGAGUCUUGGUGGUUCCAAACUUAUUCCAUUUAAGAACGAUGGAGGCCAUAGUGUUCUUGGGGACCUUCAAUGCAGCAGACAUUCACCUCAGGAUUCACCGGAGCUCAAUUUUGAGUCUCAUAGCAAAGGGUUUUAAUACUUAUGUACAUUUUUUGAAGCGCCAAUCCGCGCUCCUUAACACUUGCCCGCUUAUCCCGGGAAACCAGCCGCACCAAUUUGUCGGAGGAAACACAGCUCAUUUGACCGCCGAAGUCAGCCUGCAGGCGCCCGGCCUGCCACAAGGAGUUGCUAGAGUGUGAUAAGCCAAGUAAAGCCCCCCGGCCAGAACUGCCAAUUGUGCAACGUCCUAUGGGACUCCCGGUCACGGCCGGUUGUGACAUAGCCUGGGAUCAAACCUGGGUCUGUAGUGAUGCAGUGCCUUAGAUCGCUGCGCCACUCAGGAGGCCCUGUUUUUUUAUUUUGUAUAAAACCCGUUUUCGCUUUGUCAUUAUGGGGUAUUGUUUGUAGAUAAAUGUAAUCCAUUUUAGAAUAAAUCUGUAACAUAACAAAAUGUGGAGAAAGUCAAGGGGUCUGAAUACUUUCCAAAUGCACUGCAAGCCUACUCAAUAAUUCGCCUGUAUGCUUUGUGAGCAACCCUUGUAGUAAGCUUCAUAAGCUGUUAUCAACUUUUGUCCCAGGGUGUCAUUGAGGAAGUUUUUUUAGGGGUUAUACAUGAAUCCACCAUUUGUAUUUCAUAAGUUCUAUGAAAAUGUACUGUUUUUUACAGAGACAAUUGCUUGCAAGUAUCUGUAUGUUAUACUUCAUUUUGGAGUUAUUGGUACAUUUUAUUUUGUCAAAUGCAAUGCAUUAGCGCUCACCAAAUAUACACUGAACAAAAAUAAACAUGUUCGUCCCAUGUUUCAUGAGCUGAAAUAAAAAAAGAACCCAAAAAUUUU